UGCCCGCCCCAGAGCUUGGUGCCGCCGCUGUCGCCGUCGCUGCGCCCUGCCCGCUUGCUCGCUUCCCCUUGUCCAGGGGGAAAGGUCAGCAGCGUCCUGGAGCCUCCGUGUCACUCCCCGACAGCCAUGAACUGCAGCGAGAGCCAACGGCUGCGAACCCUGUUGAGUCGCCUGCUGCUCGAGCUGCACCAUCGGGGCAACGCCAGCGGCCUAGGCGCCGGCCCUGGCCCGAGCAUGGGCAUGGGGGUCGUGCCUGAUCCUUUCGUGGGCCGCGAGGUGACCAGUGCCAAGGGCGACGACGCCUAUCUCUACAUCCUGCUCAUCAUGAUUUUCUAUGCCUGCCUGGCUGGAGGCCUCAUCCUGGCCUACACCCGCUCCCGAAAGCUCGUCGAGGCCAAGGAUGAACCAUCUCAGGCCUGCGCCGAGCACGAAUGGGCUCCGGGAGGCAUCCCGGCCGCGGAUGCUGAGACUGCCACCGGACCCCCGCCCGAAGGCCGCCUCCAGCUCGCUCCAGAGGCAUUGCCUGCCCUCGCCCAGGGCGCUGAGCGGGUCUAGAAUCACAGCCUCAGCUCCCUCGCUCGCUCGCGCCCUCCUCAUCUCUGCUUAUCCCUGGGCGCGGCUCUUGUCCUCUCCUCCCCUUGCAGGGCUCACCUCACCU
This is a messenger RNA of Marmota flaviventris (yellow-bellied marmot), 658 nucleotides long. It is a transcript of the gene Kcne5, whose product is annotated as potassium voltage-gated channel subfamily E regulatory subunit 5. NCBI's taxonomy places the organism in Eukaryota, Metazoa, Chordata, Mammalia, Rodentia, Sciuridae. Gene Ontology annotation, biological process: regulation of heart rate by cardiac conduction; potassium ion export across plasma membrane; negative regulation of delayed rectifier potassium channel activity. Gene Ontology annotation, molecular function: voltage-gated potassium channel activity involved in ventricular cardiac muscle cell action potential repolarization; transmembrane transporter binding; delayed rectifier potassium channel activity. The record is from RefSeq and is a predicted model, not a curated record. Gene Ontology annotation, cellular component: voltage-gated potassium channel complex; membrane.